AUGGGCGAGGCCGCCGCCACCACGUUUGCCUCGAUCCUCGUGCUCGGGGUUGGCUUCGCCGCCGCCGGCUACCUCUACCACAAGAGCUACAAGAUGCUCGUCCUUGAGAAAAUGACGGGCGCCUUUGAGCCUGGAGACCCCGUCCUCGAGCUGGCCGCCAUCGGCAAAGACGCCCCCCACGCCCACAAGUCGGCCGACGAGCACUGGGUCGAGCGUCCCGAGCAGCGCCACGUCGACGACAUUGUGAGCGGCCGCGAGGUCGGCCACUACUACCUCAUCAUCGGCGACAAGGGCACCGGCAAGAGCAGCAUGAUCAUCGAGGCCAUGCGCAAGGUCGACGGCGACGGCAUCUCCAUGAUCGAGGCCCACGCCGACCUCGAAAUUGUCCGCAUCCGCCUUGGCAAAGCCCUCGACUACGAGUUCCACGAGGACUACAUUGGCGGCUACUUUAGCGAGCGAGGCCCCCGCGACACCACGGCCCUGCUCGACAUUGAGCGUGCCCUCAACAAGCUCGAAAAGGUGGCCAUGCGCAUGCUGCGCACCCGCCGCAAGCCCCUCAUCGUCAUCUUCAACCAGAUGCACCUCCUCCGCAACGACGAUGACGGCAGAGACCUCAUCGAGCUGCUCCAGCAACGCGCCGAGCAGUGGGCCGCCGCUAACCUCGUCACAAUGGUCUUCAACUCGGACGACUACUGGGUCUACGAGCGCUUCAAGCAGCUCGCCACCCGCAUGGAGGUGCUGCCCGUCACUGACCUGCCCAAGCAGCAGGCCAUCACCGCCCUGCGCAAGUAUCGCCGGCGCUAUUUUUGCGAGAACCCUUCCCAGUCCUUGCUCGAGGAGGUCUACGACCGGGUCGGUGGGCGGCUGAGCUUCCUCAACCGCGUGGCUAAGAGCAAGAACAUGCUGGCCAUCUGCGACAACAUCAUCGACACGGAGAAGAAGUGGUUGCUCAACCAAUGCUGGAUCCUCGGCUCCGAAAUGGACGACGACGUCAUGGACCAGCAAAAGUGGGCGGCGGCGGCCAUGGUGCUGGCUCAGGCCCUCGUGGACAGGGAGUCGAAAAUGGCCAAGACGUACGAUGAUGUGGGCGGUCAUAUCCUGCCGUCCUUCCCGUUCCACAUUGCGCAGCAGCUCAUGACGAGGUGCGACUUUAUCCGCAAGCUGGACAGCCUUAACCUCUUCAGCAUCACCAGCCAUGCCGAGGUCCGCGCCAGCAGCGUGCCCAUGCACCGCGCGUUGCGGGACAUUUGCGGCGAGCCCGGGUUCCGACAGCAUCUCGAGUACACGAUCCAGAGAAUCGCGGACAUUGAGAGCUUGGGUCGCACGAGGGAGCUGGUGGCCAAGGAUCUGGUGCUGGGAGGGCAGUACGACGUAAGCCAGGGCCGGGGCGGCUUGACCCUCAAGCUGAAGCAGGCCGAGGAGGACAAGUAG
Hirsutella rhossiliensis is the source of this 1431-nucleotide messenger RNA. RefSeq names its product AAA ATPase domain-containing protein. The transcript has 2 exons. The record is from RefSeq and is a predicted model, not a curated record. Bases 1 to 1431 code for a protein of 476 amino acids. NCBI's taxonomy places the organism in Eukaryota, Fungi, Ascomycota, Sordariomycetes, Hypocreales, Ophiocordycipitaceae.